This is a messenger RNA of Eruca vesicaria subsp. sativa (arugula), 3045 nucleotides long. The record is from the annotation of a GenBank genome assembly. NCBI's taxonomy places the organism in Eukaryota, Viridiplantae, Streptophyta, Magnoliopsida, Brassicales, Brassicaceae.
AAUUCUUUUUUGUUUUUUAAUUUUGGUUUCCGGUAAACUGAGAAAAAAAAAAAGAGAAGAGAGGAGAGGAGAAAACCCUAGGGUGAUUAUCCUCGGGCUUAAUCAGGGGCAACGCAUCUUAGGGUUUGUAGAGAGAGAGAUCUGAUUGUUAGAUAGAGAGAGAGAGAGAGGGGAGUGAUGUCGGAUACUGAGAAAGAGAUCGAGAAUCAGAUUCUGGAAGCAGGGGAGAAGCUUAUUGAUCCACCUUCUUCACUCGAUGACCUUCUUCCUCUCCUUGACAAAACUUUCGGCUGCUUAUUAGAUGUUGAGCAGUCACCUGCUGCCUCAAUGCAGAAUGCACUCUCUCCAUUGAUGACAGCAUUAGUCGAUGGAAAACUCGUCAAGCAUUCUGAUGUCGAUGUGAAAGUUGCAGUCGCUGCCUGCAUCAGUGAGAUUACAAGAAUAACUGCUCCCGAUGCUCCUUAUGAUGAUGAUAAGAUGAAGGAAGUAUUUAAGCUGAUUGUAUCAUCAUUUGAAAAUUUAGACGAUAAUUCUAGUCGCUCCUAUUCCAAAAGGACCUCGAUCCUUGAAACUGUGGCCAAGGUCAGAUCAUGCGUUGUGAUGUUGGAUCUCGAGUGUGAUUCACUUCUUAUUGAGAUGUUCCACAAUUUCUUGAAGGCCGUAAGGGACCAUCAUACAGGGAACUUAUUUUCUUCUAUGGAGAACAUUAUGACACUUGUUAUAGAAGAAAGCGAGGAGAUACCACCAAAGAUGCUUUCACCAAUUCUACGUCAUGUUAGAAAGGAUGAUGAGGUUUCCCAAGUAUCACGAAAGUUAGCAGAACAAGUUCUCAGUAAAUGUGCUAGCAAGCUCAAAAAUUAUCUGACUGAAGCAGUUAAAUCGUCGGGUGUCUCUUUAGAUAAGUAUAGUAAGAUAGUGGCUUCGAUAUGUGAAGGGACAUUCAGUGCUUUGCAGCAAGACCAACUUGUUGAGAAUGAGAAAGAGGAUAGUCAAGGUCAUUUAACAAAGGAAGCAGAAGUAGAGGAUAAACAGGAGGCAGAAGUAAUUUCUACACCCGAGCGAACUGAUCCACCAAAGGAUGAAUCAAGUAAGUCAGGAGUCAGCAAUGGCAUUGCGCAACAAAAUGAUUCUUCUGUUGAUACUGAGUCUACAAAGAAGCUAGAUGAUACGAAUGCUAAAGAUGAACCUGAACAACUUGAUAAUCCUAGCAACACUGUCUUAGAUAAUUCUUCUGAAGAGAAGCCAGCUGAUACGAAUGAUAAAGAUGAGCCUGAACAACUUGAUAGUCCUAGCAACACUGUCUUGGAUAAUACUUCUGAAGAGAAGCCAGCUGUUGAACAUCAAACUCAGGAAAAAGAACCCACUUUUGACAAACAGGUGGAAUCAUUAUCAAAAAGUUCAGAUAUCAAGGAGACUGAGCCUGAAGCACUCUUGGAGAGCAAAGAUGUGCAAAGUUUGCCUCCUGAUGAUUCAUCUGUUAACGCUGCUGCUCCUGAAAAUGAUAAGGACACAAGUGUGCAGGCUUUGCCAUCUAAGACACCAGCUGAUGAAACUGCCAAUGUCAGUUCUCCAUCUAAAGCUGAAGAUCUUGUUGAGGAAAUCCGGCCUAAGACGACUGCAAACCAGAAGAAAAAGGAGAGCUCGACGAAGGAGGCCAAGCCAUCAGCUGCUAGUGCUACCGAAGAAGCUUCCGAAGAAACAAAGACUUCUGAAGCUAAAGUGACAAAAAAGUCUGGAAAAAAGGUUGCUUCUUCAAGUAAAGCCAAGUCUACUGUUUCUCCAUCAAAGAAAAGCACUUCUGAGACGAAAGCUUCAAAGCUGUCAGAGAAAAUUGCGGUUGAGAGUGAGAAUGUAGAAGAAUCCUCAAAGCCAAAAGUGGAAAAGAAAAAAACAGGACGUGGGAAAGCCAUGGAUGAUACUUCUUCAGGUGAUAAUGAAAAGCCAGCUGUUUCCUCUGGAAAGUCAGCCUCAAAGUCAAAGAAAGAAGUGAAGCAACCGAAAGAGGAAAGUCCUAAUACAAGCUCUAAGAGAAAACGAAGUCUAGGCAAAGAGAAAGCAUCUGAUCUCCAAAACCCUGACGGAAAUAUAGUUGGUUCGAGGGUCAGAGUCUGGUGGCCUAUCGAUAAAGCGUAUUAUAAAGGCGUGGUUGAUUCAUAUGAUUCGGCUAAGAAGAGACAUCUGGUUAUCUAUGAUGAUGGAGAUCAAGAAAUCCUGAAUCUUAAGAAACAGAAGUGGCAUUUUCUGGAUGAAUCAGAAACAGAGGGUGAAGAAGCUGCUGAUCAGACGGGUAAUGAGGAAGAAGCCUCCACAGAGCCCCAGAGAAAGAAAGCUAAGACAGGCAAGCAAACAAAGACGGGAUCAUCAGGGAAAAAGGGUGGUGGAGCUGGUUCCAGCAAGUCUAAAGCUACUCCUGCUUCCAAGUCCGGCAAGAAGUCCCAGGAUGAAAAAACAGAGAGCAAACCAAAGGAUUCAAAAGCGGCUAAAGGCAAAACAAAAUCUACACCUGCCUCCAAGGGAAAGGAAAGCGAUGUGGAGUCAGAGUCCGAAGAGACGACGCCGAAGGCACCAGAACCAGCAACAAAAGGGAAAUCAGUCGGUUCAGGCAAGUCGCAGGCAAGUCAGUCCAAGUCCGGUAAGAAGAGGAAGCGAUGAGUCUGGCUUCAGGAAAAGGGAUUACGUAAUUUACAGUGGAAAGCUUAAGCGCAGCGGUGUUGGUGGUUGCGGUGGCCGUAGAUUGGUGAGACUUGACGUUGUCUGGGCACUAGAAGUGUAGAAUUGUUCUUAUUUAAAACAAUAAGUGUAGUAGUGAGUGAGUGGUUUUCACUUAGGCUUUGAUUUCAGCUUAUGUAGUAGCGUUAAUGUGUGGAUACAUAAAGAUGGCUUUGGUUAUUUUCAUAUUUUUUUAAAAAAAAUUGCUUACCACAUUUUUCCUGUCAUCUCUACGUUUUGGAUUGUAAACAAUAAAUUUUCGGACACUUGAUCUAUUUUAGGUUGAUUUAUUUGUUUAUGAUAUUCAUAAUCAUAAUUUACAGUAUGAUUUUUUCA